AACUUGCCCGACAACCCCACGUACAUCCCCCGCACCACACGCGCCUCAUAUAUGGGGAAGGCCAAGCGUCUAUACGCACACGGCUCCGACAACCGCCCACUUCGCUCUUUCAACGCGGAAACCCCCGCCUUCCCUUAUGUGAGGAACGAUUCGAGCCUGCUGAGUCGCGUUGAUGAAGAUCCAUACUUUACUGGACAGAUGGGCAUAGAUUCAAGACCGAGGUUGUCUAGCUAGCAUUCCAUUGGCUUGUGCGGAAUCGCGAGGUGAAUUGCUACUCCGUCAUUGGAGAAGCUUGCGGCGCGGACAGUCUGUGCGAUUUCAUGAAAUGAGGGGUAGGAUGAUGUUGAGGGGUUCAUGUAUUGACCUUUCUCUAGUCGUCGGGCUGUCACCUUUUUGAUCUGUUCACCUUCAUACUAAUCAACUUUGUAGCAAGCUCCUCGACUACCAAUCUCUCAAUAUGACAGAAGAAAAAGUCCAAACCUUUGACAUACCGAAAACAUGCAAAGCUGGUGUCGUAGUCAACGAGGGUCCAGACUUCCACGUUGAGGUGCAGGAUGUUCCAGUCCCAGAAUGUGGGCCGACGGACGUACUCAUCAAGCUGAAUGCAACCGGUAUCUGCCACAGCGAUCUUCACUUCAUGCUUAACGACUGGGCCCUACCCAAGAUGUCAGAUUUAGGAGUACGAUGUGCGGGACACGAAGGCAGCGGUGUCAUCGUCAAAGUCGGAGACCAGGUCAAGAAUUUGAAGCCGGGAAUGCGAGCUGGAUACAAGCCAAUUCAAGAUACUUGCGGCACAUGCGAGCUUUGUCGCAACGGCAACGAAUGCUACUGUGCAAAGGCAGUCUUGACUGGACUGAUGAUCGACGGCUCAUACAAGCAGUACAUCGUUUCGCCCGAACGUUACACAACCCUCGUCCCAGAUGGUGUAAACGACUACAUAGCUGGACCUAUCAUGUGCUCUGCUUCGACAAUCUAUACAUCAAUCAAGGAGUCACAGCUGCGGCCCGGAGACUGGGCCGUGUUCCCUGGUGCAGGCGGCGGCGUCGGUCUACAAGGUGUGCAGCUCGCGAAAGCCAUGGGUCUGCGCGCUAUAGCCAUUGAUACUGGCGAUGAUAAGCAAAAGCUCUGCAUGGAAACUGGAGGCGCAGAGCACUUCAUUGAUUUCAAGAAAACCGACAACGUAGGCGAGGAAGUGGUGCGGUUGUGUGACGGCAUCGGUGCCCAUGGCGUCUUCGUCACCGCCGUGCAGACCUAUCCGUCCUCGAUAUCCUAUCUGGGUAACCGUGUAGGCGGAAAGGUCAUGUGCAUUGGGUUGCCGCCGGCUGGUACUCAGCACAUCGACGUGGACCCGAACCAGAUGUGCUUCAGGAAACAGAGUGUACAGGGUACGCUCGUGAGCAGCAUGGCGGAUGUAGACAAGACGCUUGAUUUUGCGAAGCGAGGACUGUUGAAGCCUAUCUACACAGUGUAUCCGCUGAGCAAGUUCAACGAAGCCGUGCAGAAGCUGAAGCGGGGGGAGAUUGCUGGCCGGGCGGUUGUCGAUUUUAACCAGGAAGCAUAUGUCGAGGGCAUGUCCAGCUCGUCGCCAAAUCCGUCGUCCCGUGGACAGGCUGAAGCAUCGUCGAGGCGCACAUUGAACGGGAAGCAGCCGGUCGUGGAGGACGACGACAGCGAUGAAGAGGCGCUGCUGGCGGACGAUGCACUAGAACGCGACCUGCCCGAGCAGCUGUCUUUUAAGCGCAGGCCCAAGCCGUCUACAUCCUCCUUUGGCUUCUCGCGAUACCUCGCCUCACCCCUCGGAUCAUCUAGCAACCGCGCUUCGCCCCAGCCGCGAUCGCACCGCCCGAACGGCUCCACUGAGCUUAUACUCAACUAUCUCGACACGCCUGGCAACGCAGGCGAACACCUUCAAGACACCAAAGAUGCAAACGGGCUAGAUUGGUACGUGGAAGGGCCCGGGCGACGAGUCGGCUACGACGACCUUACAGCAAUCGACUGGAUCUUUGAAUACGCCAAAGAACGACAGAGGCUACGCUAUCUCUACACCGGCGCCAGCGGCGUACUUGGCCAUCUCAAGCAGUUGGCAGACGCAAGCCAGGUCUGGAUCAUCCUGGUCGCUGCCGGUAUACUGAGCGGCGGAAUCGCAGCCUUCAUCGAUGUGGCUAGUGAUUGGCUUGCAGACCUCAAGACGGGAUACUGCCACAAUGUUGAUGGAGACGGUCGCUUCUACCUGAACAAGAGCUUCUGUUGUUGGGGGAUCGAGGAAGAGCAGGCCUGUCACGACUGGAACUCCUGGGGCGCCGCUAUGGGCAUUGGGAGUGUGGGAGGGCGGUAUAUUGUCGAGUACGUCUUCUUUGUGCUCUUCUCCGUGCUCUUUGCAGCAUGCGCCAGUCUUUUGGUGCGCGAGUUCUCGCCGUACGCGAAGCAUAGUGGUAUACCCGAGAUCAAGACGGUCCUGGGCGGCUUCGUUAUCAGACACUUUCUGGGCGGAUGGACACUGGUCACAAAAACGGUUGGCUUGUGCCUCGCAGUCGCGUCAGGCUUGUGGCUAGGCAAGGAGGGUCCGCUGGUACACGUCGCAUGCUGCUCUGCGAACCUUUUCAUGAAACUCUUUGGUAAUGUGAACGGCAAUGAAGCACGGAAACGAGAAGUGUUUUCCGCAGCGGCUGCAGCGGGUAUCUCGGUCGCUUUCGGUGCGCCCAUUGGUGGCGUGUUAUUCAGUCUUGAGCAACUCUCAUAUUACUUCCCGGAUAAAACCAUGUGGAGCAGCUUCGUCUGCGCCAUGGUUGCUGCUGUUACUCUGCAGGCUUGCAAUCCAUUCCACACCGGGAAACUUGUGCUGUACCAAGUCACGUACCAUAGCGGAUGGCAUGACUUCGAGUUGGUCCCUUUCGCAUUCCUCGGAAUCUUGGGCGGACUUUUUGGGGGCUUCUUCAUCAAGCUCAACAUGGGCGUUGCUGAGUGGCGCAAGAACCGACAGUAUCUCAAAGGUCCCGUGACAGAGGUGGUCAUCGUAUCCUUCGUCACAGCACUCAUCAACUUCCCCAUCAAAUUCAUGCGCGCUCAAGCGUCCGAACUCGUACACAUCUUAUUUGCCGAAUGCGCCGACCUCGCCGAGGAUACGCUGGGCCUAUGUAAAUCGGGCAAAGCAAACACAGGAGUCAUUGCACUCUUACUUAUCUCCUCAGGACUGGGCAUAAUACUUUCGGGCUUCACCUUCGGCCUGCAGAUACCUGCUGGAAUUAUCCUCCCUUCUAUGGCCAUCGGAGGGCUCUUUGGCCGUGCUGUGGGACUUUCUGUCGAAGUUGUUCAGGCGGCCUGGCCAACGCUCUUCGUUUUCAAGUCGUGCGAACCAGACGUACCCUGUGUAACCCCAGGAACAUACGCUAUCGUCGGUGCCGCAUCCGCACUUGCCGGAACGACACGUAUGACAGUUUCAAUCGUAGUCAUCAUGUUCGAACUUACCGGAGCGCUCACCUAUGUCCUGCCUAUCAUGAUUGCAGUCAUGAUAAGUAAAUGGAUUGGCGAUGCAAUCUCUCCACGUGGUAUCUAUGAGUCCUGGAUACACUUCAAAGGCUAUCCUUUUCUUGACAACCGCGAAGACAACGGUUCCAGCAUUCCAGAUGUUGGCGCCGGUUAUGUAAUGACGCGCAUCGAAGACUUGACUGCGAUUACUGCGACUGGCCAUACUAUCGGAUCGCUGCGCCAGCUUCUAUCUCAACACAGAUUUCGUGGCUUUCCUGUCAUAGACAAUAGUCGUGAUGCACUUCUACUCGGUUACAUCUCCAGGACCGAAUUGCAGUAUGCACUCCAACUUGCCUUGACGCCUCCCCGUACCUUGGCUGCCGAAACAGAAGCGUACUUUUCUCACCAACCUCUCUCCGAUCCUGCAACAUCACUAGACCUUCGACCUUGGAUGGAUCAAACGCCCAUCACACUCAACGCUAGAGCCAGCUUUCAGCUUACAGUAUCCAUGUUCCAAAAGCUUGGUCUACGCUAUGUUUUGUUUACGGACCGAGGUAUGCUGAAGGGCUUGCUUACCAAAAAAGACGUGUGGUACGUAAUGAACGGUGUUGACGAAGAGCGCGAAGAAGGUGGUGCAGGGGUGGGGGUGAGAGGAGGUCUUAGGCAGGAGAGUGAUGACGACGAAGAGAGCGAAGAAAGAGGGUUACUCGGUACGCCAGAAGAGGAACACGAUGACUUCAUUGGCGCGCACGAUAGAUAGCCGUGUGUAGAAGCUGUAGCACCGCGUUCCACACGCGUACAUGGACAGUGUAGUUUUCGUCAGAACAAAGUCUAAACUCUAAUUGUGUGAUGAG
Molecule: messenger RNA, 4319 nt
Organism: Alternaria rosae
Lineage: Eukaryota; Fungi; Ascomycota; Dothideomycetes; Pleosporales; Pleosporaceae
Product: chloride channel
Exons: 6
Coding region: 458-4225 (1255 amino acids)
Biological process (GO): transmembrane transport; chloride transport
Cellular component (GO): Golgi apparatus; early endosome; membrane
Molecular function (GO): voltage-gated chloride channel activity; oxidoreductase activity; zinc ion binding
Source: RefSeq, a predicted model, not a curated record